Messenger RNA from Diabrotica balteata, 1383 nucleotides. The record is from the annotation of a GenBank genome assembly. NCBI's taxonomy places the organism in Eukaryota, Metazoa, Arthropoda, Insecta, Coleoptera, Chrysomelidae.
AAUAAACAAAAAUGGAUUCUCGAAAAACAAGUAUUUUUCCCGCUUUUAAUGGAAUGUUCUACCGACUACUGCCACCAUAAGAUUUAUAUUAAAUGGAUAAGUUGGAUCGAUUUAUCAAGCUAGCAAAGGCAGGAGAAGGUACAUAUGGAGUGGUUUAUAAAGCCAAAAAUAAGUUAACUGGUAAAAAUGUAGCACUUAAAAGGAUUAAAUUGGAAAAAUUCUACAACAAAGGAGAUUCAGAGGGAGUGCCUCCAACAGCUAUACGGGAAAUAAGUCUACUUAAAGGUCUUAGACAUUCUUCUAUAGUAGAACUUCUAGAUGUAAUGCAGACAACUGAUAAACUAUAUUUAGUAUUUGAAUAUUUAGAUUUGGAUUUAAAGAGAUAUUUGGACAAUACUAGACGACCUAUGGAGGCAGAACUUCUUAGGAAUUAUAUGAAGCAGCUGAUUGAAGCCCUAGCAUAUUUGCAUUCUCACAGAAUACUACACAGAGAUCUGAAGCCGCAGAAUUUACUUGUUGAUAAGGAAGGACAUAUUAAGCUUGCAGAUUUUGGUUUGUCACGAUCCUUUUCCCUUCCAACUCGGACAUAUACACAUGAAGUUGUAACAAUUUGGUACCGAGCUCCAGAGCUACUUUUAGGGGCUAAGAUGUAUUGUCCCGGCAUUGACAUCUGGAGUUUGGGUUGUAUUAUGGCAGAAAUGCUGACGAAAAAAGCACUCUUCCCUGGAGACUCGGAAAUAGACCAACUGUACAAGAUAUUCAAGAUCAUGGGAACGCCAACAGAAGAAAAUUGGGAAGGAGUUUCUUUGUAUCCAGAUUACAAACCUACAUUUCCCACGUGGAAAGCUGUGGAUUUAAGCGAUAUUGUUAGAUUCCACAAUCAAGAGGAGGAAGAUUUCAUAUUAAAUAUGUUGACAUACAACCCAUCAAAAAGAAAGACUGCAAAAGAAUUAUUGAAACUGAACUAUUUGAAAGGAACAAAACUGACGUCUCCUGAAAUGGAAGCGUUUCCGUCUGAUGACGAGCAGUCCGAUUGAAUCUGAUAAAAUAAAAUUUGAGGAAAUUAUUUAAGAUACUAUUAUAAUAUUUUUUAUAUUAAUUUUAACGUAGCUGUAUUCGAUGUGAGUCAAUUUUUGAUUGUUUUUCGCGUUUGAAUAUUACAAGUUAAGUAUCGGUAUUUAAAUAUUCGCCAGUGCUGUAAUUAUAUUUGUGAUGAAUUGUAUGUUUUUCUAAUUGAACAUUGAAGUUUUGAAUUGAUAUUUAAAUGCUAAAUGUAAAUGGUAAAUUUAAAUAUAAUUAACGAGCGCAAUUUACGGAGUGUCUUCAAUUUUUUUUAUUUAUUUUUGUAUAAAAAUGGAAUGUAAUAUAUAACUUACCUAGCAA